Messenger RNA from Elephantulus edwardii (Cape elephant shrew), 1329 nucleotides. Its product is annotated as hydroxycarboxylic acid receptor 2-like. The coding region runs from base 1 to 1329 and encodes 442 amino acids. Gene Ontology annotation, molecular function: G protein-coupled receptor activity. The record is from RefSeq and is a predicted model, not a curated record. NCBI's taxonomy places the organism in Eukaryota, Metazoa, Chordata, Mammalia, Macroscelidea, Macroscelididae. The transcript has a single exon. Gene Ontology annotation, cellular component: membrane. Gene Ontology annotation, biological process: G protein-coupled receptor signaling pathway.
AUGUCAGGGGGUUCGGAUGGGAACCUUGGGUUCAUCUUCCGGCCAAGGCAUCUUGUGACCACCCCACUAUCUCUAUCUGCUUCUGGGCUUCCUGGUAAUUGUUCACUCAUCGAUUUCAACACCCUUCUGGGCGGGCUGGAAAGUCUGCACAGGGCCGCCCGCUUGCACACGGACACACAGCUCCUUCCUGGGCGUUCGGGCCUGCAGGCACCCCGGAGGACUGAGCUCAGGACGCCCAGGGCCGGCGCCACCUCUCUGGAAAUGAACUGCAGUGACCACGCUGUGCUCCAUGACAACGCCAUCGCCAGCGUCAUGACGUCCGUGCUGGCCCUGGAGUUCGUGCUUGGGGUGCUGGGCAACGGGCUGGCCCUGUGGAUCUUCUGCUUUCACCUCAAGUCCUGGAAGCCCAGCCGCGUCUUCCUGUUCAACCUGGCCGUGGCCGACUUCCUCCUCCUCGUCUGCCUGCCGUUUCUAAUCUACAAGUACGUGAGCAGGUGGCAGUGGAAGAUAGGGACCCUCACGUGCCACGUGACCCUCUUCAUGCUGGCCAUGAACCGCCAGGGCAGCAUCAUCUUCCUCACGGUGGUGGCCGUGGACCGGUACUUCAGGGUGGUGCACCCCCACCACGCCCUCAACAAGAUCUCCAGCCGCUCGGCCGCCAUCGCCUCGUGCGUCCUGUGGGGCGUCACUAUCGGCCUGAGCGCCCCCCUCCUGACCAUAAAGCUGACGGCCUGCCCGGGUGGGACGGUGAUCUGCAGCCACUUUCUGGCCUGUCCGAGGCCCGUCUGGCACGACGCCCUGUUCCUCGUCCAGUUCUUCCUGCCGCUGGCCAUCGUCCUCUUCUGCUCGGCCCGCGUCGUCUGGAGCCUGCGGCGGCGGCGACACAUGGACGGGCACGCGAAGAUCCGCAGGGCCAUCCGCCUGGUCCUGGUGGUGGCCGUCGUCUUCACCACGUGCUUCCUGCCCAGCGUGGCCAUGAGGAUGGGCAUCGUGGUCCUCAGGGAGAGGAACGGGACGGCGAGCUGCAGUGAACACCACGCCCUGAUCGCCUCCAUGAAUCGGGUGUUCCUGCUGACGCUCAGCUUCACCUACAUGAACAGCAUGCUGGACCCACUCGUCUAUUACUUCUCCAGCCCGUCUUUCUCCAACUUCUUCUCCUCCGUCAUGAACCGCUGCACCCCCCAGGCCGCUCCCCAGCUGACCGGGGGCUCCUCAAGCCCGCCAGACACCCAGCUGCACCGCCUCUACAGCCCUGCUUUCUCCAACUCCCUCCCCGAGGUCAGCGGCUGCGUCCAGGAGAAGCCACCAGGUGAGCCGUGUGACAGCUAG